Lycium barbarum (goji berry) is the source of this 1633-nucleotide messenger RNA. RefSeq names its product molybdate transporter 1. NCBI's taxonomy places the organism in Eukaryota, Viridiplantae, Streptophyta, Magnoliopsida, Solanales, Solanaceae. Gene Ontology annotation, molecular function: molybdate ion transmembrane transporter activity. The transcript has a single exon. Gene Ontology annotation, biological process: molybdate ion transport. The coding region runs from base 92 to 1513 and encodes 473 amino acids. The record is from RefSeq and is a predicted model, not a curated record.
UAAAAUUUAUCAAUAACUGAAGCAUCAAAAGUUUUCCUAUUUAAUUAUUUAUUUUAAGCCAACUACUACCCGCUUUUAUAAAUAUACAUACAUGUACAUGUGUUUGCAUAUCAAGAAACUCAUUCAUAUGGAGUCCACACUUCAAGAAAAUAAUCCUCGUUUCCAAGCCACUGAAAUGUCAACCGAUCAACAACCAUCAACAAAUUUCAUAGGAAAAUUGAAGGCAAAUUUGAUUUUCAGAUCAAAAUGGGCUGAACUAAAUGGUGCAAUGGGUGAUUUAGGCACAUAUAUACCUAUAGUCUUGGCUUUAACACUGGCCAGUGACUUAAAUCUUGGUACAACAUUAAUAUUCACUGGUGUAUACAAUUUUGUUACUGGUGCUAUAUAUGGUAUACCAAUGCCUGUCCAGCCUAUGAAAUCUAUUGCAGCUGUAGCUAUUAGUAAUCCUGAAUUCGGCGUACCGGAAAUAAUGGCUGCUGGAAUUUGCACUGCUGGAAUAUUAUUCCUGUUAGGUGUUACAGGGUUAAUGCAACUUGUUUAUAGGUUAAUUCCACUUUCUGUUGUUAGGGGAAUUCAAUUAGCACAAGGUUUAUCAUUUGCAAUGACUGCAGUUAAGUACAUAAAAAAUGUACAAGAUUUCGCGAAAUCGAAAUCUAAAGGGGAGAGGGAUUGGUUGGGGUUGGAUGGAUUGUUGUUGGCUUUAAUUUGUGCUAUUUUUAUUGUAAUUGUGAAUGGGGCUGGUGAAGCUCAAAUUGAGAAUCAAGAAAGUACAGAGACAAGUAAUAUAAGGAGAAGGGUAAAGAAAGUAAUAUUUUCUCUUCCUUCAGCUUGUCUUAUAUUUUUGUUAGGUGUUAUUUUGGCUAUUAUAAGAGGGCCUCAAGCUGUGAAAGGAUUCAAAUUUGGUCCAUCAAGAAUUGAAGUUGUGAAUAUUUCCAAACAGGCCUGGAAGCAAGGGUUUAUCAAGGGUACAAUCCCUCAACUCCCUUUAUCUAUACUAAACUCUGUGAUUGCAGUGUGUAAACUGUCAACAGAUUUAUUUCCGGAAAAAGGGGAAAUCACGGCUACCUCGGUAUCCAUGACGGUCGGGUUGAUGAACCUAAUAGGGUGUUGGUUUGGUGCAAUGCCAUGUUGCCAUGGUGCUGGAGGGCUAGCAGGGCAAUACAAGUUUGGUGGCAGGAGUGGUGGGUGUGUGGCACUUCUUGGUGUGGCUAAGUUGGUUUUGGGCUUGGUUUUAGGGAGCUCUAUGGUUAAAGUUUUGACACAAUUUCCUGUUGGGGUUUUAGGGGUACUUUUGUUGUUUGCUGGGAUUGAAUUAGCUAUGUGUUCAAGAGAUAUGAACACUAAGGAAGAGUCAUUUGUGGUGCUUGUUUGCACUGCAGUUUCACUUGUUGGGUCUAGUGCUGCAUUGGGCUUUUUGUGUGGGAUUGUUGUUCAUUUGGUUCUUAAGAUGAGGAAUAUGGGUAGUGAUGGUCAGUCUUGUUCUGGUUCACUUUGGUUUCAUAGAAACCCAUAAGCAACUUGCAUUUUUGUGUUAGCCAUCCUCUUGUAACUAAAUAAAGAUGUUGUACAGCUCAUUUUGUUUUGUAAUAGUGGUGUUCGGGCCAACUUACACGCAUUUUGACUAUUUUAUCGA